Lactuca virosa is the source of this 2955-nucleotide messenger RNA. Lineage: Eukaryota; Viridiplantae; Streptophyta; Magnoliopsida; Asterales; Asteraceae. The record is from the annotation of a GenBank genome assembly.
AUGUCGAUGGCAUCUUCAUCAUCAUCAUCAUCUCAGCCAUGGGAGUACCAUGUUUUCCUUAGUUUUAGAGGAGAAGAUACUCGUCAGAAUCUUGUGGGUCAUCUCUACAAAGCUCUCGUAGAAAAAGGGAUCUACACUUACAAGGAUGAUGAAACACUUCCUCGUGGCGAAUCGAUCAGUCCAGCCCUUAUGAAGGCUAUCGAAGGAUCACAACUUGCUGUCAUCGUAUUCUCUGAAAAUUAUGCAGAUUCAUCAUGGUGUUUAGAGGAACUUUCACAUAUUAUGGAAUGCAAGGAAACGAGAGGCCAAGUAGUUAUGCCUAUAUUUUAUGAUGUGGAUCCGUCUUAUGUGCGAAAUCAAAAAGAAAAAUAUGGAGAAGCAUUUGCCAAACACGAGCUCAAGAACACUGACAAAAUCAAAUCUUUGGUUCAGGCAUUUAUAAUUGACCCUUGUGGAUGGUUCUUUGCACCGUUAGAACGAAAAAGGGAAUACGAUGAAGAAUAUACCAAACAGCAGUCGGAGAAUAAGACACAGGUUGAAUCAUGGAGAAAAGCAAUCGUGGAUGCAAGUAACAUAUCUGGAUGGUUUAUUGCCAACAGGGAUGAGUCGAAGGCCAUUGAAGAAAUUGUUGAGACAAUUUCACAAAGGUUGCAUCCAACAUCAGUUGAGGAUGACAACCUGAUUGGAAUGAAGGCCCGCAUGCAAGAUUUGAUAUCAAAGUUGCAGAUUGAGUUUGGUGGUAAAAGGAUGAUUGGAAUAUGGGGAGUUGGGGGCGGUGGAAAGACUACUCUUGCCUCUUCUAUUUUUGAUGAAAUCUCUAGCAAGUUUGAUGGUUGCUGCUUUCUAACAAAUGUCAGGGGUGAAUCAAGUAAAAAUAACGGUUUGGAAAACUUGCAACAAAAAAUUCUUUCUGACGUUUUGAAACAGAAGCAAGUGGAGGUACGGAGAGUUGAAGAAGGAAGGCGCAUGAUAAAGGAUAGGCUACACCAUAGAAAGGUGUUGAUUGUCCUUGAUGAUGUCGACAACCUUGAACACCUAGAAGAUUUAGCUGGAUCAUGUGAUUGGUUCGGUGAAGGAAGCCGGAUAUUAAUCACUACAAGAGAUGAGCAUGUAUUAACCGGACACAAAGUAGAUAUAAUACACAAUAUUAGGUUGUUAAGUAAUGAUGAGGCUAUGAAGCUCUUCUGCAAGCAUGCACCCCAGGGACACAUACGUUUAGAAGAUUAUGAGCAGCUUUCAAAAGAUGUGGUUUCUUAUGCUGGAGGGCUCCCAUUGGCACUUAGAGUUCUCGGUCGGUUUCUAUGUGACAAAGAGAUGGAUGAGUGGAGGAGUGCCUUGGCUAGAUUGAAAGAAAUUCCAGAUGCUAAUAUUUUGGAAAAGCUAAAAAUCAGCUUUGAUGGACUUAUGCCCCUGGAGAGAGAGUUGUUCCUGGACAUCGCAUGUUUCUUUAGAGGCGAGCAUAAAAAUGAAGAGGUAAUGAUGGUACUUGAAGCUUGUGGUCUUCACCCUGUUAUAGGCAUAAAGGUGUUGGUACAAAAGGCUCUUGUAACUAUUUCAGAAUAUGGGGCGUUUGAUAUGCAUGAUCUGGUAGAAGAAAUGGCACACUACAUUGUUAGAGGGAAACACCCUAAGAAUCCAGAAAAACAUAGCAGAGUUUGGAAGGAGGAAGAUGUUGCAACAAUAUGUGAUGUGGAUGCAACAACGAACCUUGACAAGAUUGAAGCUAUAUAUUCUAGGACUAACAAAGCACAACAAGUUCUUGAGGUCGCUGCAAGCAUGAACAAACUGAGGUGGAUUAUUUUGGGAAGCCCUCCAGGAUCGGAUGAGACAACAUUUUUAAUGUCAGAUAGUUUUCCACGGAGAGAGCUUUGUUGUCUAACACUGCAUGGCUUCAAUGCAAAACAACUUUGGGAGGGCUACAAGUAUCUACCAAAUUUGAGGAUUAUCAGUCUUACUUUCAUGAGGAACCUAAUGAAGACACCUGAUUUUGAGGGGCUUCCGAACCUUGAAAGAUUCAUGGUUGACGGAUCUGCGCUUUUAGAAGAGAUUCAUCCAUCAUUUGGACAUUUGGAAAAGCUUGUUUGUGUGGAGAUACAACAUUGUGAGAAUCUUAAGAUGCUUCCACACAUUACCCGGUCGAAGAAACUCGAGACCCUUGUUCUCUCAAAGUGCAAAAUAGUUUUUGAACAAAAUAUGGAGAAUUUAGCACCUGACAACAUGAACCACAUAGGGCUAUGGUUUUGUAGCGGAUGGUUAAAAAAGCUGGAUCUCAGCUGGUGCAAUUUGGCAGAUGGACACAUGAUCAGAUCUGGUGCUGCUGGUGUUUGGGAGUUACCCAACUUGCAAGAACUCCAUCUAGCAGGAAAUAGAUUUGUACAGUUGAAUUUUAGUCUCUUGCGACUUCCUCGGCUCAAAUGGCUUGAUGUGUCAUACUGCUUCAAUCUUGUAGAAUUGUUGGAGCUGCCAUCAAGUAUUGCUGUUGUUCUAGCGGAUGGUUGUAUGUCACUUGAAACCAUUGGAGACAUUUCAAACUGUAAAUGGUUGUGGAAAGUCGCACUUUGGGGGGAUAACAAACUUGGUCCACUUGGUGGUGACAUGUUACUAAACUCCAUGCUCCAGGGAAACGCCAAAUAUUACUUUAUCAAUGUCAAACUUAAUUGCAUGGACAUUUGGAGGGGACCAUCUGUAGUUUGGGUCAAGUGGGUGAAGACUUAUAAUAUGCUGCUUCCACAUGAUUGGUACGAUCACUUUUCUGGGAUUUUGAUGUUCUUCCAAAACAAGAGAUUUAAUGGGAACCCUCACAUAACCAUCAAAUUGGGUGUACACGACAUUUUUCAAUCUGAGUUUAAUGAAACACUUGAGGCGCAUUCUGAAGAGACGACAUAUAUAGCUGUAGGUUUAGGGUUGUACUCAUUCCUAAAGAUGAUCCGAUGCAAACAACAAAAGUCACAAUAG